Molecule: messenger RNA, 336 nt
Organism: Suncus etruscus (white-toothed pygmy shrew)
Lineage: Eukaryota; Metazoa; Chordata; Mammalia; Eulipotyphla; Soricidae
Gene: NRM
Product: nurim
Exons: 2
Coding region: 1-336 (111 amino acids)
Cellular component (GO): nuclear membrane
Source: RefSeq, a predicted model, not a curated record
AUGGCCCCUGCGCUGCUCCUGAUCCCUCCUGCCAUCGCCUCCUUCAUCCUGGCCUUUGGCACCGGAGUGGAGUUCGUGCGCUUUGCCACCCUUCGGCCACUUCUCGGAGGGAACCCGGAGACCGGUGAUCCGGAAACUCGCCAAGGCUGGCUGGCUGCUCUGCAGGAUCGCAAGGUCCUCGCUUCCCUGACUCGGGAUCUGGGGCUUCUGCUACUAUUUGUGGUACAGCACAGCCUCAUGGCAACCGAGACAGUGAAGGCGUGGAUGUCCCGGUACUUUGGGGUCCUUCAGAGGUCACUGUAUGUGGCAUGCACUGCCCUGGCCUUGCAGGUAUGA